AUGCAAAAAGUGUUAGAGAUCAACAAAAACGUUUUGCCUAAACCCAUAGGCAGUCCUGAGUUUUUCAAGAUAAAAGCCCAAAAUACCAAGCGUAAAAUGUCAAGAUCAUCGUCUAGAAAAGAAAUUUCUAUAAUAUUUUUCAUAGAUUUAGCCAAAAAAUUGCUAGUUUAUCAAUUGGAAAAUUCGCAGAAAAGCGCUAUAAUAUGUCCCCAAGCUUAAAAUCAAUUAAAAAUCAGGGACCUUUAAAAUCAAUUCCUCAGGAAAUGUCCUCAAAUGAAGCCAACUCAAAAAUUCCAGAGCAUUUUAUUGAGAUUUUUAAAUCAGAAAAUCAGGCUAUACGAGAAGAAAUAAGAAAAUUGACCUUAGAGCUCCGAAGCAGCCAAAACUUAAAGCAGGACUCUUCUAAUAUAGCAGGAUGCCAAAAUUUUUAUAGCACAAGUGCUUCUGAAGAAAAAAAAUCGCAAGAAGAAAGCAAUUCUUUAAGCUCGCAAUGUGAUGAAAUUGUGGUUGAAACGGAUCCAUGAUUAAUUAUUAAGAAAAAUUAAAAUUUUUAGCUAUUUUUUCUAUUUUGAAGAUGUGUAAGCUGAUAGCCUAUUUUGUAAUCUCUCUAUUUUUAUAUUUUUUUCAAAAAAUAAAUUUAUUUAACAGAAAAAUUUUCGAAAAAAAAAUCUAUGAAGCUUGAAACUGCUGAUGCAAGAAAUUUUCAUUUAGAAAGCAAAAAUAAUAUGAAAAAUAAAGAAAGCACUUUUCCCAAUAUGCAUGCGUUAAAAAAUCUUCAAAAUGAAAUCGAAGAUUUAAAGAGCGCUUUAGAAGAAAAAAAGCGAAAAGAAAGUAUUGAUGAAGUGCAGCAAAAAAUAAUGGAUUUACAAGAACAAAAUAGGAAAUUAAAAGAAAAAGCUUUUGAAAUUACACAGCAAAAAAUUAAACCUUUUCAUUAAUAUUAUUAUUAAUUAUUAUAAUAAGGCAAAAAAGAUAAUAAUUAUUAUUCAUCACAAAUAGUAUAAAAAAAUCCGCAGAGAAAACGAAAAAUUAAAAUCCAAAAUAUUAACUUUGUCCCCAGUAAAUAGCAACAUAUCAAGCCCAUUAAUUUCAGUCCCCGGAUCUCCAGCCAAAGCAAGAACCUACAACGAAGAUUCUCUCAGAAAAGGAUUUUAUACCCCUAUAUCUCGUGAUUAUCAACGAAAAUAUUCCGAAACCAUCGAGCCAAGCUUAAGCCCGUCCUCAAGCUUCAAAAAGCUCCCCUCAAUCUGCCAAAAUUCCGAUGCCUCCCCUCUACUAAGGCAAACCUAUGACCGCUCCUCCUCGCUUAAACCGCUUUCAGAGGCUUCUACAGGAUUUUCACAGUCCUAUAACUCUCACGAAAAUUCCCCAGACGAAAAAAAUAAAGAAUUCAGGCUAAAAGCCCAUUUAAUAUCUAAUGAAAUUGGGGAAGAAAAUACAUGUGAAAUUGAAGAUUCAGCAGAAAUAGAGGAUAAUGAUAGGAUACAAGUUAGAAAAGAAAUCGAAAGGCUUGAAUCUAUUAAAAAACAAGCCCUAGAAGAAAAACUUCAGCUAGAAAAAGAAGCCAGCAAAAGAAGAGAAAUUUUACGAGAAAAAAGCAUAAAAGACAUGAUUAAAAUGAAAAAAUUAGAAGCAAGCAAAAAAUACGAAGAAAGUCGAAGAAUAAAUGAGCUUUUAAGGCUAGAAGAAAUAAGAAAAAUUGCAGAAAAAACGAAGCAAAAAUCAGAAGAAGAAAAGAAAAAGAAAGAAAAUUCUGAAUAUUUGAAGUUUAAAAACCAAGCAAUAACAAAGAAAGUACAGUAUGCAGCUGGAGAAUGGGCACAUGUAUAA
Messenger RNA from Blepharisma stoltei, 1830 nucleotides. The record is from the annotation of a GenBank genome assembly. NCBI's taxonomy places the organism in Eukaryota, Ciliophora, Heterotrichea, Heterotrichida, Blepharismidae.